AUGGCUGAAGUCAAUCGCAUGAAUAACAAAUUUGAAGACAUAGAAAUGUUAGAGCUUCCCGAUGAUGAUAAUCACGAGGAAAGUCUUUCAAGUUCUUCGGAGACUGAGGGAAUUUCCACUGAUUCAUCAGAUUCAAUGGACGAUUUGAAUACAAGUCAAAGAAAGGACCAAGAUAGUUCAUCAGACCAGAGAGAUAAAGAUCAAUCUAACUCAAUAAUAUUGUCCAUGUUAAAUGAAAACCAAGACUAUCCUGAAUUAUCACAAUGGUUGAACUCCAAAGAAAUUCUACAUUAUAGAUAUAAUCCAAAAAAAUACAAUUAUAACCUUCCUAUGAGUGAACUAGAUCGAAAUUAUACGUCUUACCUUGAAAACAAUUUCAAAACUAUAGAACAGCUAAUAAGUGAUAUUCAUUUAGUUGAACAAAACGAAUCAGAUUCGCAGCCAAUUGGUCUCAUAACAAAUUCGAUAAAGACUCCUACAUUUUCCAAAAAUCAAUUCAUAAAUGAAUCAUUCGAUAAAAUAAUUGAGAAUCUUAAUGAAUUCAUUAAACAAAGUUAUUCUUUAAAUCAUGAUUUUAAAAACCAACUUUUAUUGAUGUUGUUGGUGUGUUUGCAAUCUACAGAAUUCUUUUCAAAUGUUAAAGAGAUACCAGAAUUAACUAUCAAAUGGGUGAAUAUGUUUGAUCCUGAACCUUCAGUUGAAUUAAUAGAUGAGGUGAUGAUAAAUCAUUCACCAAGCUACACUCAUCCGUUAUUUUGGAACACAUUACUUGCAAAAAUGGUUUGUAGAGGUCUAUUCCAGCAAAUAGAUGAGACCUUAGAACACUCAAACUAUGCUGAGCUCAAAGAAACAGAUAAUACGAUGUUUGAAGUCAUAAGUGAUUUGAGACAGCUACUAUCAGAUUAUUCAAUAUUUGCUUCAAAAGGUCAGUUCGCACAAUGGAAAUUAUCAGCAUGUGAAUUUCGAGACUCCAUUUCAUUUGUGAAAGAAACAGUGAGCAAUAACGAGCAUAAAAUCAUAUUAAGUCAAAUAUAUGAUAUAGCAUGUAUAAUGACUGGAUUUACCAAAACAAUUUCAAGCUACUGUGAAACUUGGUAUGAAAUAUACUUAGCAUUUUCAUUAUAUCAGAUACGGGAUAAUGUGGAAAUUUAUGAGGAGUUUUUUCAAAAAGCUAUCAAUGAAAAACCUCCAUCUGCUCAUGUUUUUGAUGGCAGCUCUGACAAAGAUUUAGAAGACAUGACGGAGUCUGGUUUCGUUAAUAUUUUUGAAAAAAAUUAUAUUAAAGUCUUGCAAGUGAUUUUUCUAUUUGAUCCUGCUACGGCAGCAUAUAUAUCCUUAUUACUAGAACUAAAGGGGAUCUUGAGCAGCUACUAUCUGGUUGACAUCAAUAUGGAGGAAAAUUUGGAUGAUAUAUUUAAUAAGAAAACAAUAUCCGAAUAUUUUAUAUUACGCCAUGCUUACAACUGUUUAAAUGUACAAAGUCUUGUCCCAAUAGGUGUUGGAUUAUUAUCUAAUGAGAUCUUGAAUACAUCAAGUCACAAAAUGUCGAGAAACAAAUCAACUAUUGCUCAGUUUUUACCGCAUUACAAAAUAGACUUAAAUGAUGACUUGGAAUGGGCCUUAACAAUCUGUGCUGACUUGAGUUUGAUUUCCACUGCAAGAAGCAUAUAUUAUCAAGCCGGAAUUCAUGCUUUGGAAAAUAAUUAUUUGUAUGAUGCCCUCAAUAAUUUUGUAAAUUGUUAUGACCCAGAAAAGACUUCAGGAAGUUAUCAUACGGAAGGGAUGCAAAAAAUUCACUACAUAAUUUGGGAUAUAAUAUUCACUGAUUGUCUUGUAAAUAACAAACCAAUUGAAGAUGAAAUUCUUAAUGAUGUGGUGGAUCAAAAAAUGGACGGAAUCAAAAUUCAUCCAAUAAUUCAACAAUGUAUAUCUCCUUAUGCUGUGUUGAAAGAAUUUUAUGAUUCUUUAUCUAGAGACUCACCGCACGAAAUGAUGCAUAAUUUCUCAAAAAUAGUUCAUUUAUUAAAAUUUGAAUAUUUACCUAUGAAAUUCAAACCUUUACUAUUAAGUCAAAUUUUAUUAUUCUUAAAUGACAAUUCACCACUUCAAUUACCUGAUUUGAUUGUCAUUAUAGAAAUGAUUGAUAAUUAUGAAACAGAAAGUUCCCAAUCAGAAAAAGAAGAGGGUGAGCAAAUUUAUACAUACUCCACAACCAACUUUGAUGAUCAUGUGGACGACAAUGAUUGGCGUAAAGCUGUUGGUAAAAUACCCAAAGACGUCAAUUCAUUAAUAAAGCUUUUGAGAAACAAAGUUACUGUUAAAAUCGGACUUGCAUUUAUAGAAUGA
Molecule: messenger RNA, 2346 nt
Organism: Lodderomyces pseudojiufengensis
Lineage: Eukaryota; Fungi; Ascomycota; Pichiomycetes; Serinales; Debaryomycetaceae
Gene: NUP85
Product: Nup85p
Exons: 1
Coding region: 1-2346 (781 amino acids)
Biological process (GO): mRNA export from nucleus; protein import into nucleus; positive regulation of DNA-templated transcription
Cellular component (GO): nuclear pore outer ring
Molecular function (GO): structural constituent of nuclear pore
Source: RefSeq, a predicted model, not a curated record